Molecule: messenger RNA, 1488 nt
Organism: Penicillium vulpinum
Lineage: Eukaryota; Fungi; Ascomycota; Eurotiomycetes; Eurotiales; Aspergillaceae
Product: alpha-amylase
Exons: 9
Coding region: 1-1488 (495 amino acids)
Biological process (GO): carbohydrate catabolic process
Molecular function (GO): alpha-amylase activity; calcium ion binding
Source: RefSeq, a predicted model, not a curated record
AUGGUUCUCGCACGAUUUGCCUGGCUUGCCGGCUUGGUUGGCACUGCCAUUGCUGCUACCCCGGCUGAAUGGCGCUCUCAGUCGAUCUACUUCAUGCUCACUGAUCGCUUUGCCCGAACUGAUGGUUCGACUACUGCUGCUUGUGAUACCGAUGAAAGAAAAUACUGCGGUGGAACAUGGCAAGGAAUCAUAGACAAUCUGGACUACAUCCAAGGAAUGGGCUUCACGGCCAUUUGGAUCACACCCGUAACCGGUCAGUUGACUGAGGAAACCCCGUACGGAGAAGCCUAUCACGGAUACUGGCAGCAGAACAUCAACGCUCUUGAUCCGAACUACGGAACUGCAGACGAUCUCAAGGCUCUUGCUGAGGCUUUGCAUAAACGCGACAUGUAUCUCAUGGUCGAUGUAGUAGCAAACCACAUGGGCUAUGAUGGCGCAGGUGCUGAUGUGGACUACUCCAAAUUCAAUCCCUUCAACGACGCAAAGUAUUUCCACACCUACUGUCCAGUCACUGAUUAUGACGAUGACACCAAUGCGCAAACCUGCUGGCUUGGUGAUGAUAAUGUUUCGCUACCCGACCUCAACACAGAAAGCACAGAGGUGCAAGAUAUUUGGUAUGACUGGGUUGGAAAUCUCGUUUCUAACUACUCGAUCGAUGGUCUCCGCGUGGACACAGUCAAACACGUCCAGAAAGAUUUCUGGCCUGGCUACAACAAAGCUGCGGGCGUCUACUGCGUAGGAGAGGUCCUUGAUGGCGAUGUUGAUUAUACCUGCCCAUACCAAGAAGUAAUGGACGGAGUACUCAACUACCCAAUUUACUAUCCACUCCUGGCCGCCUUCCAAUCAACCACAGGAAGCAUGACCGCCCUAUACAACAUGAUUAAUACUGUGAAAUCGACCUGCAAGGACUCAACCCUUCUCGGAAAUUUCUUGGAGAACCACGAUAACCCUCGCUUUGCCUCCGUGACCGACGACAUUGCCCUCGCCAAGAACGCAGCCACGUUUACCAUCAUGACAGACGGCAUUCCUAUUGUCUACGCAGGGCAGGAGCAGCACUAUAGUGGCGGUGAAGACCCAGCUAAUCGUGAGGCCCUCUGGCUGUCUGGAUUUAACACCGACAGCGAGCUGUACAAGCUCAUUGCAAAGGCCAAUGGUGCUAGAAAUCAGGCGAUUUCUAAGGGUACCAACUAUACUAUCUACCAGAACUACCCAAUCUAUAAAGAUGAUAGUACCAUCGCCAUGCGGAAGGGCUUUGAUGGCGGGCAGACAAUCACCGUCCUAACAAAUCUCGGCGCAGGAGGUAAAGAGUACACAGUUUCGAUUCCUGAUACUGGAUUUGAGGCUGGUGACGAGUUAACGGAGAUUGUGUCCUGUGCCACUGUUACUGUUGCUGAGGGCGGAGAGGUGCCUGUCCCUAUGGCGAGUGGAGAGCCGAGGAUUUUGCUCCCUGCCGCUUUGCUUGAGGGUUCAACUCUGUGCUCGUCAUAG